Patiria miniata (bat star) is the source of this 1948-nucleotide messenger RNA. RefSeq names its product ficolin-1-like. The transcript has a single exon. The coding region runs from base 623 to 1657 and encodes 344 amino acids. Lineage: Eukaryota; Metazoa; Echinodermata; Asteroidea; Valvatida; Asterinidae. The record is from RefSeq and is a predicted model, not a curated record.
AAGAAAAUAGUGUUUUCGGAUCGACAUCACAACGAAUACCCAUCAGACACCGCAUACAAAAACAAAAUAAUACCGAUGUAAAGCACAGCCGGGCACCAGACUAUUCCGCACCUAACCCAAUUUGCACACGUGUGCCAGAUUCGUGAACAGUCAAAAUGAUCCAAUACCACUGAAUGUGAAAGCAGGUAGUGGUGGGAGUGCACUGCUCGACACCAUGGGAACGAGGUUGCUCCUGCUCGUGAUUUGUAAUAAAUAUGCAUCAUAGAGGAUCGGAAGGCCGGUCGGUGCAAUUAUAUUCUCCUGAGCCUGGCUUAUCAGGCGUACUUGACGAGAAAUUGCAAUCACGUGCAUCAAGUUUAUUCUUCCUUUAGGAAAAAGACUGAUGCUGUCUAGGGCUAAGCAAUCGAUAGUAAUUUACCAGAUAUAAUGCUUGUGGACAAAAACAAAAUGAGUUUUCAUUCUGGCAUACUGUCACUUCAGUGGAGCUCCAGCGAUAGCGAGCAGGCGAUUGUUCCACUGUUUUACGAUUUGAUCAGUAUCACCACUUUGGUUGACGUUUGGCUGAGACUGUCACAGUUUUCACACAAGACAGAAAUUUGAAGAAAGCAUCUUACUAGCAAAAAUGGCUACGUUUGCUCCACAACUGCAAGUCCCUUGCUUUCUUCAGUGUGUGAUUCUUGCCUUUGCUGCUGUAGCGGUCACUACCAUAUCUGCAAUUGGGACAUUGUCUUCAAGUUGUAGUCAUCAGGUGAAAAGAGAAUUCCUACCAGCGGUUAGCAGACGCCUGCAGGUAGCUCCAUACCGACAAACUCUUGCAAAAUCUCACGUGUUGUGUGUGAGAGAUUGCCAUGCUGAUUCUGGCUGCUUGUCUGUCAAUUAUCUCCCUAUCCGUCACAUCUGUCACCUCAAUAACAGCUCUAGAGAGGAGCAUCCAGGAAGCUUUGGCAUCUCGUGCGACAGCGUGUACUUCGAUGCGGAUGCACUUACACCUUCCUUCUCUGUGUGGAGGUGUUACUGUAGCUGCAAGGAGUUUCUGCAAGCGGGCCAUGAUGCGAGCGGUAUCUACACCAUAUUCCCGGCUAGUGUCCGCAAUGAUGGCUUACAGGUCUACUGUGACAUGGAGACUGACGCUGGAGGAUGGAUCGUCAUCCAGAGGCGUCAAGAUGGCAGCGUUAACUUCUACCGCGGCUGGGCUGACUACCAGGUAGGCUUUGGCAACUUCUCUGGUGAGUUCUGGAUCGGAAACGACAUCUUACGCAAUUUGACGGCCUUGGGAACAUGGCAGCUUCGGGUUGAUCUGGUGGACUGGGACAAUGUAAUGGUGUACGCGGAAUAUGGAGAGUUUGGAGUUUCUGGAACCAACUAUCAGCUCACGGUCGGCUCUUAUAAUGACAUCAGCACGGCAGGAGACGCACUGACAAGCAAGCACAAUGGCAUGUUGUUCUCAACCUGGGAUAAGGACAAUGACAAUUAUCAAGCCGGUAGCUGUGCCCAAGACAACAACGGGGCGUGGUGGUAUAACUGGUGCUACGGGUCAAAUCUUAGUGGUAAGUUUUAUGUUGUGCGUGGUCCGUUCAAUGGUCUCCCAUGGAAUGGCCAGGGGGAGCCAGACAAAUAUUUCAAAAAAGCGAGCAUGAAAAUUCGUCAAUAUCCAUAAAGGCAAAACAAAAUUGAAAUCGAACCAUACGCCAUUUAUUAUAGUCUGCAUCAGUUAUUGAAUCAUUUCGAAUUAUGUAAUUAAUUCUUCAACUGGAUCAUUUUGAUGCUCGAAAGUACUUGGCGAAGAUAGUUCACAUUGUUCGUACAUAAUCACGUUGCAGUCAUAAUGCGCACUGCACGAACAACUUAUUUCAUUCCUAAAAAUUAUCAAAUUUGCAUUUCAGUAUUUUUGAAGUAAACAGGGUGUAGCGAAAAAAAAAGAUUAAUCCCGAAAUAUUUGGUUUGUAUG